Truncatella angustata is the source of this 804-nucleotide messenger RNA. RefSeq lists its product as uncharacterized. The record is from RefSeq and is a predicted model, not a curated record. NCBI's taxonomy places the organism in Eukaryota, Fungi, Ascomycota, Sordariomycetes, Amphisphaeriales, Sporocadaceae. The coding region runs from base 1 to 498 and encodes 165 amino acids. The transcript has 2 exons.
AUGCAUUUCUCUACUAUUGUCGUUGGCCUGCUGGCCGAGAUCGUCGCCUCGGCGUCCUAUAACAUCCCUGUCGAGAUGGCUGUUGCCGAUACCUGCGCAAUGCCUUCCGAAUACACCAUCACCAACUUUGUCACAUUCGGAGACAAGCUGAACGGCACACUCAACACCACAUCAUUCCACUUCGCCGACUCGGAGACCGGUAUCGACACAUCCUGCACAAAGAACUCGACAUCGGCCACCUCGAGCCCGAACGGUGGCACUGCGCGAUACUACUGUGACGACGCAACUGUAGAGUUCAUCUGGCAGACGACCGGAAUUGCUGGCCUGACCGUCAUCGAAAAGGCUUGCCCUGAAAACGGUUCGUCCAAGUAUGAGGUCUCCGGUCUCUCCCAGUUCAACCUGACAUGCACAACCACCUACGACGGCACGCUCUGCUCCUCGAGCCAAACGACCACGGGCGAGUUCACCAGCCUGAACCCGGUCACGGAGACGUCCUAAGAUAUGCGAUAGAGCCACUACGGGGACUGUGUAGGAUGAAGAGACGGAAGACUUGGAGGGACUGGCCAUAUCAUAUCAGGACGAUGAAUAGCCCACGGCGUUGGCGCACAUUGCUCUCACGAGAGUCGCCACGAGUACCUUGCACACAGAUGAAAAUAUAUAUCUGAGAAACGGAGAAAUAAUGUCUAGUCAAUCCAAGUACAUAAGAUCAAAAUGCCUUGAAGCCAUAGAGCCAGUGCCCAUCAUAAACAAGUUUUAGGUAUAGGCGAAGACGUUGAGGAUUUUCCAGAUGGUGGCGCUCAGGGC